UUUGUUGUUGUCGAACGGCUCGCAGUCGCUGCGCUUGGAGCAGGGCCGUCAGUAUGCUGAAAACUUUGCCCAGGUUCGGUACGGAAAUCGAAAUCGAGGAAAGACUGCGCGACGCCCACGGCGGAGUCCGAUGUUGUUACCAGUUGUUGUGGCUUUAGCUGCCUGGCGGAGUGGAUUUCGGUGUUUUGUGCGCCAUGACGAUUACGAUUCUGGCUGUCACUCGGUCUGGGUCUGGACUGGCUUUAAUUCAUAACUCGCUGGCGUCGUCGCGUUCGUGACUUGAGUCUUACAGUGCAAUCAAUCAAUCAGUGCGGUUUGGUCCAUCGAUCGGUCGAUGAUUGGCCAUUUUUAGACGCGCAAUUGUCUAAUGUCAAAGCGCUAAGUGCUCCAGCCACAAAAAGCCAAACAGUUCCAAGGUUCCGCGGGCGCUCCAGUUACCCAAUCGUCGACUACUUCCCGCUCCGCUUAGACUCUGGCUAUUGUGUAUCUUCGCAUCGGUAUCUGUAUCUGUAUCUGCAUCUGUAUCUGUAUCCGUUUUCGUAUAUCUGUUUGCUGUUUGCUAAUCCGCUCUGGUCAUGCUCCGCGAGCUGGCCAUGACAAUUGUGUGUGCCCAGUGAUCGCAUAACAGCCAUGUUCCUCAAGCCCAAAAGCUUUGAGCAGUCGCUGCGCGGCGGAAUCGUUCCGGCUGUGCCAGCAGCUCCGGGAUCGGGUCUGAAUCCCUCUUUUCACAAGGGUUGCACGGGCAAGGCCCAUGCCUGUGGAACGAACAAAUCCCAGCGAACUGGAGGAGGAGGAGGAGGGUCUGGAACGGCAGCCACCGGAGGAUCGAAGGCUGGCCGGCAGACGCCCAAGGCUCAGCGCAAGAACAGCAUAAGUUCGGAGACGAUCAGCGAGAGUGGUUCGGAGAACUCCAACAGCUGGCCCUCCUCCUCCUCGGCGGCGGUUCCUUCUACCGCUCCGCCUCCGAAACCGCCGCGACUGGCGGCCACUAAAGCUAAGGAGGCGGCUGCCUUGGCUGGCUCUCCACCACAACCUCCGGUCACGCCAAUAUUCGAGCGAUCAACCAAGAGAUCCCUCAGUUUCCGGAGCAGCAACAGUAAGAAUGCUGAAGCGAAGGCUUCCCCGGGGGAAACUCCUCCAUCCGUCCACCUUGGAACAUUUCCGCCGUAGCUGCAUCGAAGUAUGCCGCUGCAGCUGCCGCCAAUGCCCCACA
Molecule: messenger RNA, 1213 nt
Organism: Drosophila ficusphila
Lineage: Eukaryota; Metazoa; Arthropoda; Insecta; Diptera; Drosophilidae
Product: ras guanine nucleotide exchange factor G-like
Exons: 1
Coding region: 631-1170 (179 amino acids)
Source: RefSeq, a predicted model, not a curated record